AUGAUCGCCUCAGCUUCAUCACUCACCUACGAUUCAUUCCGCAAUAUCCCUCUGGCGUACGCUUCCUGCUCCAUUGGGAGUAGCAAUGCCGACACCCUUCCCCGAAAGCUCGAAGCUAUCAGUAAAGCCGGCUUCACGGCCAUCGAGCUGUCAUUCCCGGACAUCAUCGACUAUGGAUCGCGAGUGCUGGACCACCAGGUCGCCUCAGAGAACUUCGCGGAGCUGAUUCCGGUGGCAGGUGAGAUCCGCAAGUUGUGCGGCGCCAGUGGGUUGAAAGUGAUGAUGCUGCAACCGUUUGCGAACUUUGAGGGGUGGCCACGCGGGUCGGUGGAUCGCGAAGACGCCUUCACCAGGGCCAAUGGGUGGAUUGAGAUCAUGAACGUCGUCGGAACGGAUUUGCUACAUGUCGGCUCCACAGACACGCCUGCGGAGAAGAUCUCGACCCAACGCGCCGACAUCGUGGCCGACCUCCGCGAGCUAGCCGACCUCCUCGCCAAACGCAACAUGCGCCUCGCCUACGAGAACUGGUGCUGGUCCACGCACGCGCCCACCUGGAAAGCCGCUUGGGAGAUCGUCAAGGAAGUCGACCGCCCCAACGUCGGCCUGUGCCUGGAUACGUUCCAAACCGCCGGCUCCGAAUGGGGCGACCCGACCACGGUCUCCGGCCGGAUCGAGACCGUCGACCGCCAGGAACUCGACCGCGAGGAGCUCAACCGGCGCUUCGCCGCCAGCAUGGACGAGCUGGCGCGCAGCAUCCCCCCGGAGAAAAUCUACCUGCUCCAGAUCUCGGACGCGUACAAGCCCACCCGGCCGAUCGAGGAUAAAAUCCUUUGGGGCCUGCGGCCGCGCGCCCGAUGGAGCCAUGACUUCCGCCCCAUGCCGUAUGACGGCGGAUACCUGCCGAUCGAGGAGGUGGCGCGGGCGGUACUCAAGACGGGGUUCCGGGGCUGGUUUUCCAUGGAGAUCUUCGACUCUGGGAGUCAGGGGAAGGGCAAGAAGUACGAUAUCAUUCCGUAUGCGAAGCAAGCGAUGGAGCGCAUGCAGAAGCUUUUGAAGAACUGUGCGACUCAAUAG
Aspergillus clavatus NRRL 1 is the source of this 1074-nucleotide messenger RNA. Its product is annotated as sugar phosphate isomerase/epimerase family protein. Lineage: Eukaryota; Fungi; Ascomycota; Eurotiomycetes; Eurotiales; Aspergillaceae. The record is from RefSeq and is a predicted model, not a curated record. The transcript has 2 exons. Bases 1 to 1074 code for a protein of 357 amino acids.